Puccinia triticina is the source of this 525-nucleotide messenger RNA. RefSeq lists its product as uncharacterized. The record is from RefSeq and is a predicted model, not a curated record. The coding region runs from base 1 to 525 and encodes 174 amino acids. Gene Ontology annotation, biological process: L-arginine biosynthetic process; urea cycle. The transcript has 3 exons. Lineage: Eukaryota; Fungi; Basidiomycota; Pucciniomycetes; Pucciniales; Pucciniaceae. Gene Ontology annotation, cellular component: cytoplasm. Gene Ontology annotation, molecular function: argininosuccinate synthase activity; ATP binding.
AUGACAGUUACCUUCGCUAGAUGCGCGUGCGUCGACGAUGACGUUGCCCUUGUAGGGCGACAGUCGGACGCGGCCGUUCACGUUUUUCUGACUGGCCUCAAGGGCGCUUUGCACGAACUCCCGCUCCCGGAGUUCUACAACCGAUUCGCGGGUCGGUCCGAUCUCCUGAAAUACGCCGCCAAGAAGGGCAUCCCGGUCGUCCAAACAGCCGCCAAGCCCUGGUCAACGGACGAGAACCUGCAUCACAUCUCGUACGAGGCUGGAAUCCUGGAGGAGCCAGACGUGACACCGCCAAAAGACAUGUGGAAGCUUAUGAAGGAUCUCCAGGAGGCCAGUGCGGAUGGCCCGCAAUGUAUCGACCUUACAUUCACUCGAGGGGUGACUAGCGAAUUGGUGGUUUACAAGCCCUCAACCGAACAACGCGAAGUCGUUGGUAAAGCCACCGAUGUCCUAGAUAUCUUUCUCCAACUGAACUCUCUCGCCCGAGCACACGGUAUUGGCCGUAUCGACAUCGUUGAGAAUUGA